AUGGGCUCCCACUGCUCCAGCCUGGAUGAUAUCUUGGAGGAGGACAUGCACCACUGGUACACCAAAUUCAUGCGAGAGUCUCCUUCAGGACUCAUCACGCUCUUUGAGCUCAAGACCAUGCUGGAAAUGACCAAUAUGACAGAGGAGGCCCACAGCUAUGUCGACCAAGUCUUCCUCACCUUUGACAUGGACGGGGUAAGAAAACAGAAAUCACCUCUGCUGCCCAGAAUUUACUUGAUUACCUCAGAAAUGUGGUCACUGUAGGGACACUCGCUUCAUGAAUAACCAUAAAUCUAAAUCCUUCAGAUCGGUCUUCUUGUCUUAAUGAGAAACUUUGCCAUGGUAAGAGAGUCCAGCUGUUGUAUUUCAAAUGGUUAACCAAGGAGAGAGUAACAUUUAAAAGGACUGCUGAGAGAUUACAGAGAUCUGUGGAUCUGUUUUAACAAGGAUCAACAGAGGCUAACCUCUUUCUGCUACGUGAGUCCUUAACUCUUUCACAAAUCUGAGAUCGAAGAGUCUUCAGUUGUACGUCAGGAGCACAUUUACAUUAUCUUUCAUUAUUACAGAGGAAUUGCACAACUUAUGUAGCCCUGGCAUGAUAGAAUAACACAACUCUAUGACUCCUAAACAUUUUGAUUGUUGGUUUAAAAUGUUUGCAUGCAUUCAGAUCUGUUUGCACGCAUCCUCUGACUGCUUCUUUCAUGUAUUUUUUGCAGGAUGGUUAUAUAGACUUUGUGGAAUACAUCGCAGGAAUAAGUCUUCUGCUGAAAGGAGAAAUUAACCAGAAGCUAAAGUGGUACUUUAAGCUCUUCGAUCAAGAUGGAAACGGGAAAAUUGACAAAGAAGAAAUGGAGACUAUAUUUAAGGUACGGUGAAAAUCUUCUGAAUCUGCGGUUAUUUGAGUUUCACAGAAACGAGGACAGGGCAGUUACCUGAAUCAUGAGGCUUAAGUCGGCGCUCUGCUCUGAAUGAGUACGAGGGGGUUUAGCUGGACGUGAACGAGACAUAACACUUAAUCCAGGGGGCUUCUUAUCUAACCCCUGGUCUAAAAUUGGCCUUGUGACCAUUUUCACUCAGGAAAGACGACGUACAAUAAUCACCUGCAGGUUACACAUAACAUUUAACCUUUUCACCUUUAUUACCUGAAGGUUCUUUCACUGCUCAGGACAGUAUUAAGUGUAGUAUGUGGUGUUUAAAGUGUCAUGUUAUCUAUUCAUUACAUACAUACUAAGUUAUAUAUGAGAUCCUGAACUCAGCAGCUGAACAGUAACUGUGUAAUCUCCUCGGUCAGGCUAUUCAAGACAUCACCAGAAGUUACGACAUCCCUCCAGAAGAGAUCGUAACCAUUGUUUAUGAGAAGAUCGACGUCAAUGGAGAAGGUAAUCAUUUAUUAUUGAUCCAAUCCUCAUUCUCAUCCUCAGCAUAAUGAGGUUUCUGAUAAUUAAAUAUGUAGGGUGUGAUUCUGAUGUUUGCCUCUUGUGUGUCCAGGUGAGCUGACGUUGGAGGAGUUCAUCAGUGGCGCCAGGGAUCAUCCCGACAUCAUGGAUAUGCUCGCUAAAAUGAUGGAUUUAACUAACGUCCUGGAAAUCAUUAUUAAAGGUCAACAGAAGAAAGUUGUGGCCUCGUAA
Xyrichtys novacula (pearly razorfish) is the source of this 1628-nucleotide messenger RNA. The record is from the annotation of a GenBank genome assembly. Lineage: Eukaryota; Metazoa; Chordata; Actinopteri; Labriformes; Labridae.